UCUCCUUUCAUAUUGAAGUUUGGAUUUAAAGGGGUCAGAUCAUGAGGAAUCCAGUUUUCCUUCAUGAGUCUACUACCAUCAUGUCAACUCAAUGUAACUGUUACAACGCAAAACAUCCUCCCUGGUCCAAAAAGACCAUCAUAACAUCUCACAACUUCUGACGUCACUGAACAACAGACAAACUAAUAAAAUGAGUUUGUGCUGCAACCGAAAGUGAGACGAUGAUAAAUGAUCCUGGAAAAAAACAACAACAAAAAAACAUAGUGGACAUGUAUAAGACCCCUUUAAAUUUUCAGCUGCUUAUGCAAGGACAUAUGGCUGUUAGACGAAAAGAAAAACAACCAUUGAGAGAGCAGUUUCCUGAAAAUCACAGUCUUGAGAGAGUGAAAUGACCCUUGGGAACCUGAGAAUCCUUUAUGUCCAGGCUCGGCUCAUUACUUGUGGUUUUCAGGAAGAGGCAGGUAAGAAGGUGACUGUAGUUCACUGUGGUUGUUGUCCUAAACUGAGGAUUUCUCUUCUCCUUGUAGCAAUGCCAUGGGACUGGCUGAGGCAGAGUCUCAGUGUUGCUCUGCACAGGCUGAGCCUCUGAAGCUUUUCAUUACUACGCCCGGAGGCUGGAGGGUGAACCGCUGGACAUGGAUUGUGUCGCAGAAGCCAGUGAACCUCUGAGGCGAAGGAUCGCUCCUUCAGAAAGUGUGCUCAACUACUCUGAAGAUGAAGAAAUCGUGAGAGCAGAGACUGAGGGACGAAUCAAUAUCCCCGGACAGCUGAAUUUACGCACAGUUACUCUGACUCUUUCACAUUUAAGAGCCACAGACACGGGGCUUUAUGUCUGCGAUUUCUCAGGAGAUCCAUCAAAUCCGCUCUCGGGGAACACAACUCUCUUUGUGCUGGUGAAAGCCGCAGGUGAGUUGUGCUCCUGUAGGAGGUAUUCUCUGCUCAUCUAUUCCAUCACCGUAGGAGUGAGUCUGCUCCUACUCUCGGCCAUCGCUCUCUUUGUGACAUAUUAUAAAAAGCCAUAUGCUGAGCCAGAGAGUCACACCACAGCUCCAAUUUAUGAAGACAUGUCAAGUGUGAAAGGGAAAAGAAGCAGAGCAAACAGUCACUGGAUCUGUCCACCAGCCCCAGAAACAUCAGCCAUGCUGGUGGACCUCUACAGAUCCCCCAAACGGACAAAUGUGGAACAUCAUCAGGAAAAAGAACCGUAAAAAUCAGCUUAACUGUGAAAUAUGUUACUGAAAUAUAUACAUUUCCAGGGACAUGCUAAAAUCUAUAACAUAUAUGUUACCAUUUAACCUUCCUUUUACCUUUUUGGAUAAAUGGCAAAUAUAUUUUAAAAAUAAAUGUUCUGUUGCCUCAGUUAAUAAAUGCCAUAAUAACUAAAAUAAUUGCUAUAAUUAUAACAAUAAAUAGAUGUUGUUCUUCCUUAAAA
Molecule: messenger RNA, 1432 nt
Organism: Carassius auratus (goldfish)
Lineage: Eukaryota; Metazoa; Chordata; Actinopteri; Cypriniformes; Cyprinidae
Exons: 4
Coding region: 636-1208 (190 amino acids)
Biological process (GO): adaptive immune response
Cellular component (GO): membrane
Molecular function (GO): signaling receptor activity
Source: RefSeq, a predicted model, not a curated record